ACAGAAAUCCAUGCGUUUUCUGUGCUGCCACAGACAUUUUCCUUAGUGCAGUUAUUCUUGGGCUACUGCGUAGGCCUAAUAUGCGUCAUAUACAGUACGUCUCUUCUGUUUGGGUUUGGCCGUAUAUCUAUCUACCAAUUCAUACAGUCAAGCUGCAUUAAGGAGAGAGCUGCUGAAGCACAUACAGUGCAGCGCGCUGAGCAGUGAGGUUUGACAGGAGGCACAGGGGGGACUGCUCGAUACUUUUCAUGCAGACAGUUCCCAGAGAAGACAGAGAAAGACAACUGCACUGCAAUUGGACAGAUGUGACAAGACCUUUAAGAUACAAUUAACUGAGUGGGACGUUAAGAAAAUGCACCAUUUGGGACAUUUUGUUUUAAUCCUUGAUAACCUCUCCUUUAGUCAUGUAGCCUAACAACACUUGGUCGAGCAGAUUUAUUUCGGGAUGGUGUUGCUUGUUUUAUUUUGCUACAGCUCCAUGUGAUUAGAAACCUGCUAUGGAGGACCUCUUUAGUCAAAAUGAAUCUGAGCACUGACGAUGCCAACUUAUGGGGAAAUGGUUCCUUAUUGGAAUUUCAGGGCGGGAAAGUGGGGAUACCGUGGUUGUCAGAGUCGCCUGUCAACUCCACAAACGCCACUGGCAACGGGACGGAGAUCGAUGAAGUGGAUCUUACCCGUGCCAUCCUGCUUGGCUUGGUUCUAGGAGCUUUCAUCGUGUUUGCCAUCGUGGGCAACAUCCUUGUCAUCCUGGCGGUGGUGACCAACAGGCACCUGCGAACUCCGACCAACUACUUCAUUAUCAACCUGGCCAUCGCCGACCUGCUGCUGGGCACCACCGUGCUGCCGGUGUCUGCCACCCUGGAGAUCCUCAACUACUGGGUGUUCGGCAGGGUCUUCUGUGACAUCUGGGCGGCGGUGGAUGUUUUGUGCUGCACCGCGUCCAUUAUGAGCCUGUGCGUCAUUUCAAUCGACCGUUACAUCGGGGUGAGCCACCCGCUGCAGUACCUGAGCAUAGUGACCGAGAAGCGGGCACUUCUGGCCAUGCUUGGGGUGUGGGUGCUCUCUGUGGUCAUUUCCAUUGGACCCCUCCUUGGGUGGAAGCAGCCGCCAUCGCCGGACGACACGGUGUGCCUCAUCACAGAGGAACCGUUUUACGCACUCUUUUCCUCCCUCGGGUCCUUCUAUAUACCGUUGGUUGUUAUCUUGUCCAUGUAUUUUAGGGUUUAUGUGGUCGCCAAGCGAACCACCAAGAACCUGGAGGCUGGGGUGAUGAGGGAGAGGAUGAAUACGAGUGAGCUGACGCUCAGGAUCCACAGGGGAUCCCAGAUGCAGGAUGACACGGGCGGAGGCACCAGCAAGGGCCGCGCAACCCAGGCGAGGAGCUCCCUGGCAGUGAAACUUCUGAAAUUCUCCCGGGAGAAGAAAGCAGCAAAAACUUUGGGGGUCGUGGUUGGAAUGUUUACGCUUUGCUGGCUGCCGUUCUUCCUAGCCUUACCCAUCGGGUCUUUCAACCCAGACUUUCGUCCUCCUGAGACGCUGUUCAAGGUGUUCUUCUGGCUGGGCUACUUCAACUCCUGUCUCAACCCCAUCAUCUACCCCUGCUAUAGCCGAGAGUUCAAACUGGCCUUCAUACGCAUCCUCCGAUGCCAGUGUCACUAUAGAAGUCGCCCAGGCUGGCGGGCUUCCAACUACCGCACCUCCCACUUCAACUCCUCUGGCCACUCACGGAAGAACUCUGCAGAGUCUGGCUACUCACGGAAGAACUCUGCCUGCCUCAAUGGGAGCCAGCGCACCCUUCCCUCCUCAGCCAGCCCCAGCCCCAGCUACCUGCCGUCCUGCUCAGAGGGGGAGACCCUCUCCACCUGCUGGGCCUCUGCCGCCUCCAGGCCCUCCUCUAUGCUGCCUGGGAGUCCUGCUGACUGCCAGCUGGGGACACUGAGGGGGGGUGUGGGGGGUGGAGGGACUCAGAGGGGGUUGUCUCACAGGAAGUCCAGCCAGGGGGUGUUCUCGUUCCCAUGUGGGGAGCGUGAAGGGGACAUACCUGAGGAUAAGGUUUGACUGUCUGGGAGUCUUACAGCCAUCAGUUGUUGUUAAAUGAUUCAUGAUGGGGAUUUAAAUCAUGUUCAGUACCUGAUUGAUGAGGGGGAGUGAUGUAUGGUUCCAUUUACUGUCAAUGGUUCAAGUCAAGUCAAACUGUCAAUGGUUUUGUAUUGUUGGCAUGGAAAAUGGUUGAAGGAGUAGAGAUGGCGCUACAGUGGCCUCUGCUGUAUGUUAGCAGGUAUUACUGAGCAUCAGGGUCUGUCCAGCAUCUGUUCAAUGGAACAGUGUCAGAUGGAGAUGACUACAGAUGAAGCUGUAUUGUAUUUCUCAGAGAAAUGAUCAAGGGUAAUAGUGUAGCAAUGGGAUAAACCACAAGAACUGUACAUUAUGGAUUUGACCAUAGCAUAUGUUUCAUGGCUGUACAUACAGGGAGAUUCUCGUUUGGGCCAAAGACCGUCCUCCGUCCUCUCUCCUCCGUGACCCAGAAACCAAUAAGUGGUUUAAUGUUGGAGGAGUGUGUUAAUUCGUUAGUGGGAGAACAGAAGAGUGUCUUCCCCUCCUCAAUGGCCACCUUUCAUCAAGGAUACUCAUGUGUAUCCUAACGCAGAACAGUUUUGAAAUCUGCCACACCCCCUUUGAAUCAGCUUUUAGGUCAGAGGAGAAAAAAAUGAACACAUUUAAAAAUAAUAUGCUACUUAUUGUUUUAUCUAUAAAUGUAUUGAACAACUAAUUUAAUUUGUUUUGAGCACUUUACACGUGUUUGGGGGAUCCACCUGUGUAAAUGCACUUUUCCUAGUCAUGCGCAAGUGGAGAGGGACCGUCUCAUUUCAAGCAACUGUAUUUUCAUCCACGUUCACUCUCCUCGCUGACUCUCCUUGAUUAACUUUGACCUUUUUCAAAAGGAGGCGAGAGUGGACAGAGGAGAGAGGACUGAGGAGAGAGGACGCCAGAGGUGAGCAAAUCUAAGUUAUAAAAGGCCACAGUAUUGGCCCUAGGACUGGGAGAGACUAUGCUACCUUGGGACUACCUGUAGAACUGCACCCUAAUCUGUCAUUCCUUCUCUUUCAGCUGGUCUGAUCUGUAAAUGUUUCUGAUCUCCUGGGGCUGUGGUCAUUCUCUUUCAGCUGGUCUGAUCUGUGAUUGUUUCUGGUCUCCUGGGGCUGUGGUCAACCUCUUUCAGUUGGUCUGAUCUGUGAAUGUUUCUGGUCUCCUGGGUCUGUGGUCAUUCUCUUUCAGUUGUUCUGAUCUGUGAAUGUUUCUGGUCUGUGGUCAUUAUCUUUAAGUUGGUCUGAUCUGUGAAUGUUUCUGUUGUGUGGUCAGUCAGAGAAUGGUGCUAUAUGUAAAGAGCAGAUGAUCACAUUUCUGUUAAUGUCACUCAUUGUCUUUAUGGUGUGUUUGCUUAAAUAAAGUCUAACCUGGUUUAUCCGGUGUAGUAAUCAUAUUGACAAACAUCUAGUGGGUAAAUAAAGUCUAACCUGGUUUAUCCGGUGUAGUAAUCAUAUGGGGAAACAUCUAGUGGGUAAAUAAAGUCUAACCUGGUUUAUCCGGUGUAGUAAUCAUAUGGGGAAACAUCUAGUGGGUAAAUAAAGUCUAACCUGGUUUAUCCAGUGUAGUAAUCAUAUUGACAAACAUCUAGUGGGUAAAUAAAGUCUAACCUGGUUUAUCCGGUGUAGUAAUCAUAUGGGGAAACAUCUAGUGGGUAAAUAAAGUCUAACCUGGUUUAUCCAGUGUAGUAAUCAUAUUGACAAACAUCUAGUGGGUAAAUAAAGUCUAACCUGGUUUAUCCGGUGUAGUAAUCAUAUUGACAAACAUCUAGUGGGUAAAUAAAGUCUAACCUGGUUUAUCCGGUGUAGUAAUCAUAUUGACAAACAUCUAGUGGGUAAGUAAAAGUCUAACCUGGUUUAUCCGGUGUAGUAAUCAUAUUGACAAACAUCUAGUGGGUAAAUAAAGUCUAACCUGGUUUAUCCGGUGUAGUAAUCAUAUGGGGAAACAUCUAGUGUGUAAAUAAAGUCUAACCUGGUUUAUCCGGUGUAGUAAUCAUAUUGACAAACAUCUAGUGGGUAAAUAAAGUCUAACCUGGUUUUUCCGGUGUAGUAAUCAUAUUGACAAACAUCUAGUGGGUAAAUAAAGUCUAACCUGGUUUAUCCGGUGUAGUAAUCAUAUGGGGAAACAUCUAGUGGAUAAAUAAAGUCUAACCUGGUUUAUCCGGUGUAGUAAUCAUAUGGGGAAACAUCUAGUGGAUAAAUAAAGUCUAACCUGGUUUAUCCGGUGUAGUAAUCAUAUGGGGAAACAUCUAGUGGGUAAAUAAAGUCUAACCUGGUUUAUCUGGUGUAGUAAUCAUAUGGGGAAACAUCUAGUGGAUAAAUAAAGUCUAACCUGGUUUAUCCGGUGGGUAUGAAAAGGUGUGUAGAUAACAUUGAGGUGUUAUCGCUACCCCAUCGAUGACAAAUCUGAUACACUCUGUAAAUAAAUAUAUUUCAAAAUAUUCCUCAAACUGUUAUUCAUAUGUCGAAGAUAAAAUAUUGUAUGUUGCCUACAUAGAUUAGAUAGAUUAAGGAUAGAUUAAGGAUUCGCAAAGGAGUGGUGUGAUGGUACAAACAGACUGGUAUCCAGGCACAUUUUCAAUACAGUCAUGAUCCCUUUUUUUUACAGACAUAAUAGGCAAUGAUAGGCAAUGAUGAAUUCUGCUUUAAGCAGUGAUCAAACAGUCCUGAGUGACAGGGGUUGGGAGCAAACAGUGAGACAGUAACAGAGAGAGAGAGAGAGAGAGAGAGAGAGCGAGAGCGAGAGCGAGAGAGAGAGAGAGAGAGAGAGAGAGAGAGAGAGAGAGAGAGAGAGAGAGAGCGAGAGAGCGAGAGAGAGAGAGAGAGAGAGAGAGAGAGAGAGAGAGAGAGAGGGUUUAUGGUUGUAAUAGCGCUGUAUCGAUCAAACAGCACUGAGAGGGGACAAGGCAGUCCCUAUGAUAAAGGAAGAGAUAGAGUGUAGUCGGAGUGUUAGACUCCAACCGAAAGCUAUGGAUCAAUCGCUCAAAAAGGGAUUUUAUCUUCAGCUAAGUCAGGAUACAUUGAGUUUAUAUAUUUAGUGGGACAUAUGGCUGAAAGCCUCUUGUAAUAGUAGUUAUUAGUCUAAUUCAUUUACACCUUCUGGGUUCUCAGUAAUUGGCCUGUGGAUGGCUGGUGAGCUCUAUCAUGGUGUUCUACUCUCUGGGUCCAACUCUUCCACCACAGACUACAUCAACCUUACUGAUACUGGGGGGCACACAGAGAGCACCUCAGCCCUGCUACGGAGCACCGCCUUCAAAGUGUUUGUGCUCUACAUCCUCAUCCCCAUACCGGUAUUCGCGAUACUGGGCAACCUCCUCAUCGUGGCUUCUGUUAAACGCUUCUGGAAUCUCCGGACGCCGACUAACUCCUUCAUUGUCUCUUUAGCAAUGGCGGACUUCCUGGUUGCUGUGCUGGUGAUGCCGUUCAGCUUGGUGCGCUCUGUGGACACCUGGUGGUUCGGACGGAACUUCUGUAUGGCCCACUUCCUGUUGGACAUGACCCUGUGCACUUCAUCUUCAACCUCAGCUGUGUGGCAUUGGACCGGUACGUGGCAGUGUGCGACCUGCUUCACUACCCCACACGCAUGUCUCCCAGACGGGUCACCAUGCUCCUCCUGCUCUCCUGGCUGCUCCCCCUCCUCAUCUCCUCCUUCUGCGUCUCCCUCAGCAUGUACUAUCUGACGCCCCCAACUGGGCACAGGGGCACCCAGCAGGAAAGCCAGACCUGUGUGGCCCAGAUCUACACCCCCUAUGCUGUGGCUGACUCUAUGGUGUGUUUCUUCAUUCCUGUUGUGUUCAUGCUGUUUGCCUAUGGGAGGAUCUUUAUGGUGGCUCAGAGGCAGGCCAGAUGGAAUCAUUCCAUGGAGAAACAUCCCGGGCAGCUCCACACGGAGCAGAACCCUACCAGGGAAGACCCAGCACGAGCCAGGCCAGACCCAGCCAGAUCAGAUCCAGCGAGGCGAGUCCAGGCUAGGUUGGGGGGCUUCUCCAUCAGAAAGGAGAACAAGGCUGCAAGGGACCCUGGGUUUGAUCAUGAGGGUGUUCCUAAUGUGCUGGCACCCCUACUUCAGUAUCAACAUAGCCUUCACUCUGUGGGGAGACAGGAUCAGCCCCAAAGUCCUGGAGGCCUCUAUGUGGCUGGGCUAACUCAUCUCUGAAUCCUUUUAUUUGUGCCUGCUUCAAUAAUAACUUUCGCUAUGCGUUUGUGGCCAUCUUGGGUUGUGAGAUACUAGGCAGGCAGAUCAGGGGGUGUUUGGUCUCUACUCAGGAGAACUGUAGGCAGGUACAUACUAUAGUUACCUUGGAAACCAUCUCAAAAUGACUGCCGGAGUGCAGGUAGAUUCCUUUUAUUAAACAGAAAAUGUAUUGGUCACAUACACAUAUUUAGCAGAUGUUAUUGUGGGUGUAGCAAAAUGCUUGUGUUCCUAGCAACAGUGCAGUAGUGUCUGACAUCUCACAACAAUACACACAAAUCUAAAAGUAAAAGAAUAGAACAUAUAAAUAUUAGGACGAGCAAUGUUGGAGUGGCAUUGAUUAAAUACAGUAGAAUAGAAAACAGUAUAUACAUAUGAGAUGAGUAUAGCAGUAUGUAAACAUUAUUAAAGUGACUAGUGUUCCAUUAUUAAAGUGGCCUGUGAUUCCAUUUCUAUAUAUAUAGGGCAGCAACCUCUAAGGUGCAGGGUUGAGUAGCUGGGUGGUAGCUGGCUAGUGAUGGCUAAUUAUCAGUCUGAUGGCCUUGAGAUAGAAGCUGUUUUUCAGACUCUCGGUCCCAGCUUUGAUGCACCUGUACUGACCUCGCCUUCUGGAUGAUUGCGGAGUGAACAGGCUGUGGCUCGGGUGGUUGAUGCCCUUAAUGAUCUGUUUGGCCUUCGCUGUUGCGCCUUCUUCACCACACUGUCUGUGUGGGUGGACCAAUUCAGAUUGUCAGUGAUGUGUUUGCCGAGGAGCUUUCCACCUUUUCCACUGCGGUCCUGUCAAUGUGAAUAGGGGCAUGCUCUCUCUGCUGGUUCCUGAAGUCCACGAUCAGCUCCUUCAUUUUAUUGACGUUGAGGGAGAGGUUAUUUUCCUGACACCACUCCCCCAGGGCCCUCACCUCCUCCCUAUAGGCUGUGUCUUCAUUGUUGGUAAUCAGGCCUACUACUGUUGUGUUGUCUGCAAACUUGAUGACUGAGUUGGAGGCGUGCAUGGCCACACAGUCAUGGGUGAACAGGGAGUACAGAGGAGGGGGCUGAGCAACGCACCUUUGUGUGGCCCCUGUGUUGAGGAUCAGCGAAGUGGAGGUUUUGUUUCCUACCUUCACCACCUGGGGGCGGACCGUCAGGAAGUUUCUGGGCCCAGUUGCACAGGGCAGGGUUCAGACCCAGGGCCCCGAGCUUAAUGAUGAGCUUGGAGGGUACUAUGGGGUUGAAGGCAGAGCUAUAGUCAAUGAACAGCAUUCUGACUUAGGUAUUCCUCCUAUCCAGAUGGGAUAGGGCAGUGUGCGAUGGAGAUUGCAUCGUCUGUGGAUCUAUUGGGGCGGUUAGCAUAUUGAAGUGCCUUUCGGGUGUGAUCCUUAAUAACUAGCUUCUCAAAGCACAUCAUGAUGACAGAAGUGAGUGGUACGGGGCAAUAGUCAUUUAGUUCAGUUAUCUUUAGUUUCUUGGGUACAGGAACAAUGGUGGACAUCUUGAAGCAAGUGGGGACAGUAGACUAGGAUAGAGUGAGAUUGAAUAUGUCCGUAAAACUCCAGUCACCUGUUCUGCGCAUGCUCUGAGGAUGCGGCUAGGGAUGCCAUCUGGGCCUGCAGCCUUGUAAUUGUUAACACGCUUAAAUGUCUUACUCACGUCGGCCACGGUAAACGAGGGUGGGCUGGGAGCGGGCUGCAUCGGUGGCACUGUGUUAUCCUCAAAGCAGGUGAAGAAGGUAUUUAGCUUGUCUGGGAGCAAGACGUCGGUGUCCGCGACGUGGCUGGUUUUCUUUUUGUAAUCCGUGAUUGUCUGUAGACCCUGCCACAUACGUCUUGUGUCUGAACCGUUGAAUUGCGCCUCUACUUUGUCUCUGUGCUGAGGUUUUGCCUGUUUGAUUGCCUUAUGGAAGGAAUAACUACACUGUUUGUAUUCAACCAUAUUCCCAGUCACAUUGCCACGGUUAAAUGCGGUGGUCCGCGCUUUCAUAUUUGCGCAAAUGCUGCCAUCUAUCCGCGGUUUCUGGUUUGGGUGUGUUUUAAUAGCCACCGUGGGAACAACAUACCCUAUACACUUCCUGAUGAACUCUCACAGCGUCCGUGUAUAUGUCAAUGUUAUUUACAGAGGCUACCCAGAACAUAUCCCAGUCCGCAUGAUAAAGACAAUCUAAAAACAUGGAUUCUGAUUGGUCAGACCAGCUUUGAAUAGACUUUAGCACGUGUACUUCCUGUAUGAGUUUCUGUCUAUACGAAGGGAGGAGCAAAAUGGAGUCGUGAUUUGAUUUUCCUGAUGGGAGGGCGUGGAGGGCCUUGUAGGCAUUGGCAUUUCGAAAAGGCGAAUAGCAGUGAUCUAGUGUUUUCCAUAAGUGAGUACUACAGUCAAUGUGUUGAUAGAACUUCAGAAGUGAUUUCCUCAAAUUUGCUUUGUUAAAAAAAGGUGCAUGUUUUAAGAUCUGACACGUCUCCCAUUUCACUCCCUCUCUGUCUCUUUGUGCUGUUUUGUUGAAAUGAACCUGUAGCUAUAAUCAUUGUUUCUUUCACUGAAUAAAAGAGGAAAUAAUAUGG
Messenger RNA from Oncorhynchus kisutch (coho salmon), 8810 nucleotides. RefSeq names its product alpha-1A adrenergic receptor. Gene Ontology annotation, molecular function: alpha1-adrenergic receptor activity. The record is from RefSeq and is a predicted model, not a curated record. The transcript has 3 exons. NCBI's taxonomy places the organism in Eukaryota, Metazoa, Chordata, Actinopteri, Salmoniformes, Salmonidae. Gene Ontology annotation, cellular component: plasma membrane. Bases 520 to 2058 code for a protein of 512 amino acids. Gene Ontology annotation, biological process: phospholipase C-activating G protein-coupled receptor signaling pathway; positive regulation of MAPK cascade; cell-cell signaling.